Molecule: messenger RNA, 12539 nt
Organism: Heterocephalus glaber (naked mole-rat)
Lineage: Eukaryota; Metazoa; Chordata; Mammalia; Rodentia; Bathyergidae
Source: RefSeq, a predicted model, not a curated record
UAGUGUGGACUUGGAGGAAAUUUUGGGCAUCAGGACAUAGAUUUACAGAAAUAUACAUACAUAAAUGCAUCUGUAUACAUCUUACAUAUAGAUGUGUACAUAUAUACAGUUUAAAAAUAUCCCGUGUAACUCCUGGACUAUAAUUAAUACUCAGAUUUUAUUUUUUUUCAUGUUUACUAGAGUGGCAGAAGGAAGAUUAGAAGGUUCAUUGUAUGAACUUUGUACAGUGAUACCUUGCUAUUGGUUGUUAAUUGAUUCUGGGAGGUAGUACAAGCACCAGAAAAGAAGAGUACCAAACAAAUUGUUUUGGCUGGCAAGGGUAGUGAGUCAUUAGGCAAUCAACACCAAUGAAUUUUAGCUUAUGCCUUAGGUAUCAAACAGCAAGUACCAGGAUAAAAUUUUCACAUCAGAAUGCAUCGAGUACCAAGUUUGGUGCAUUUUAAAGCAGUCAAGAACUAAGUCUUGUACUAGAAUAGCACAACCAUGUUUCGGAAUAGCCUCAAGAUGCUGCUUACUGGUGGGAAAUCAAGUCGCAAAAAUAGGUCAAGUGAUGGAGGGAGCGAGGAACCACCCGAUCGAAGACAGUCAAGUGUCGAUUCUCGCCAAGGCCGCUCUGGGCAAGGUGGCAUCUCCACAGAAAGCGAUUGUGCUUUUGAGCCAGACUACGCUGUUCCACCACUUCCAAUGAGUGAAGGUAUGCAGCACAUUCGGAUUAUGGAGGGCAUGUCUCGCUCUCUUCCAUCCUCCCCCUUACUCACACAUCAGUCUAUCAGUGUUCGGCUCCAACCUGUGAAGAAGUUAACUGCCCCUCUGAGGAAGGCAAAGUUUGUUGAGAGCCCACGAAUUCCAGAAUCGGAGCUUGGCUCUCCAACACUCACUUCACCUCAGAAACUGGACGUGGAUGCAUAUUGCCCUGGUGAUGCUGAACAGGAACUUGGCCCCCCUCCAUCUGUAGAUGAGGCAGCGAACACACUCAUGACUCGUCUUGGUUUUCUCCUUGGAGAAAAAGUCACGGAAGUUCAGCCAGGUGACCAAUACAGCAUGGAGGUACAGGACGAAAGUCAGACCUCAGCAAUCACUCAGCGGAUAAGUCCUUGUUCCACUCUGACUAGCAGCACUGCCUCUCCACCAGCCAGUAGCCCUUGCUCUACUCUCCCACCAGUCAGUACAAAUGCAACUGCCAAGGAUUGUAACUAUGGGGCUGUUACUAGUCCAACCUCCACUCUUGAAAGCAGAGAUAGUGGCAUCAUUGCUACAUUGACAAGCUAUUCUGAGAAUGUGGAACGCACAAAAUAUGUUGGAGAAAGCAAUAAAGAGUUAGGAUCUGGAGGAAACCUAAAGCCUUGGCAGUCUCAAAAAUCCAGCAUGGACUCCUGUCUCUAUCGAGUAGAUGAAAAUAUGACUGCUUCUACCUAUAGUCUAAAUAAGAUCCCAGAGAGGAAUUUGGAAACAGUUUUAUCUCAAUCAGUGCAAUCUAUUCCUUUGUAUCUUAUGCCAAGGCCAAAUUCAGUAGCAGCCACCAGCUCUGCCCACUUGGAAGAUCUUGCUUACCUGGAUGAGCAGAGACAUACACCUCUGAGAACUUCUCUUCGAAUCCCAAGACAGAGUAUGGGUGGUGCACGAAUGCAGCAGGAUUUAAGAGUUCGCUUUGCACCUUAUAGGCCUCCAGAUAUCUCCCUGAAGCCUCUGCUCUUUGAAGUCCCCAGCAUCACUACAGAGUCAGUGUUUGUUGGUCGAGAUUGGGUUUUCCAUGAAAUAGAUGCUCAACUUCAAAGUUCAAAUGCCAGCGUGAACCAAGGAGUGGUGAUUGUGGGAAAUAUUGGGUUCGGAAAAACUGCCAUCAUCUCAAGACUGGUGGCCCUUAGCUGCCAUGGUACACGGAUGAGACAGAUUGCCUCAGACAGUCCACAUUCCUCCCCAAAACAUAUAGAUGCCAACAGAGAGCUCCCACUCACACAGCCAACUUCAGCCCACUCAUCCAUCACCAGUGGAAGCUGCCCAGGAACCCCAGAAAUGCGCAGGCGGCAAGAGGAGGCUAUGAGAAGACUGGCCUCACAGGUGGUUGCUUAUCACUAUUGUCAAGCAGAUAAUGCCUAUACUUGCCUGGUACCAGAAUUUGUCCACAAUGUUGCUGCCCUACUCUGCCGCUCACCUCAGCUGACAGCAUAUCGGGAACAGCUUCUUCGAGAGCCUCACCUGCAAAGCAUGCUGAGCCUUCGGUCCUGUGUUCAAGACCCCAUGGCUUCCUUCCGGAGAGGAGUCCUGGAGCCCCUAGAGAAUCUCCAUAAAGAGAGAAAAAUCCCAGAUGAAGAUUUCAUCAUUUUAAUUGAUGGAUUAAAUGAAGCAGAAUUUCACAAACCGGAUUAUGGGGAUACAAUUGUAUCAUUUCUGAGUAAAAUGAUUGGAAAAUUUCCUUCUUGGCUCAAACUAAUUGUAACAGUUAGGACCAGUUUACAGGAAAUUACCAAGUUGCUGCCUUUCCAUAGGAUUUUUUUGGAUCGACUAGAAGAGAAUGAAGCCAUAGACCAGGACCUGCAGGCUUACAUCCUGCACCGGAUACACAGCAGCUCAGAGAUCCAGAAUAACAUUUCACUUAAUGGCAAAAUGGACAAUACUACAUUUGGCAAGCUCAGUUCUCAUCUCAAGACCCUCAGUCAAGGGUCUUAUCUAUAUCUGAAACUCACAUUUGACCUCAUAGAGAAAGGCUAUCUAGUGUUAAAGAGCUCUAGCUACAAAGUAGUUCCUGUUUCACUCUCAGAGGUAUACUUACUCCAGUGCAAUAUGAAGUUCCCAACCCAGUCUUCCUUUGACCGGGUGAUGCCUCUCCUGAAUGUGGCAGUGGCCUCUCUCCACCCACUGACUGAUGAGCAUAUCUUUCAGGCCAUCAAUGCUGGUAGCAUUGAAGGCACACUAGAAUGGGAAGAUUUUCAGCAGAGAAUGGAGAACCUCUCCAUGUUCCUAAUCAAGCGCAGAGACAUGACUCGUAUGUUUGUACACCCUUCUUUUCGAGAAUGGCUUAUCUGGAGAGAAGAAGGAGAGAAAACCAAAUUUCUCUGUGAUCCCAGGAGUGGUCACACAUUACUUGCCUUUUGGUUUUCCCGCCAAGAGGGAAAACUAAACCGACAGCAGACUAUUGAACUGGGACAUCAUAUCCUCAAAGCACACAUCUUUAAGGGUUUGAGUAAAAAAGUUGGUGUAUCAUCCUCCAUCCUCCAAGGUCUCUGGAUCUCCUAUAGCACAGAAGGUCUUUCCAUGGCAUUAGCAUCUUUACGAAAUCUCUACACUCCAAAUAUAAAGGUCAGCCGACUGUUGAUUUUGGGAGGUGCCAAUAUUAAUUACCGGACAGAGGUUUUAAAUAAUGCCCCAAUUCUAUGUGUUCAGUCUCAUCUUGGUUACACAGAAAUGGUGGCCCUGCUUUUAGAGUUUGGGGCCAACGUGGAUGCCUCUUCUGAAAGCGGCCUGACUCCUCUGGGGUAUGCUGCAGCGGCAGGGUUCCUGAGCAUUGUGGUGCUACUAUGCAAGAAACGGGCCAAGGUGGAUCACUUGGAUAAGAAUGGGCAGUGUGCUUUGGUUCAUGCUGCACUCCGAGGUCAUCUAGAGGUUGUCAAAUUUUUGAUUCAGUGUGACUGGACAAUGGCUGGCCAGCAGCAAGGAGUGUUUAAGAAGAGCCAUGCCAUACAGCAAGCCCUCAUUGCUGCAGCCAGCAUGGGUUAUACUGAGAUUGUCUCCUACCUACUUGAUCUUCCAGAAAAAGAUGAAGAAGAAGUGGAACGAGCACAGAUCAACAGCUUUGACAGUCUCUGGGGAGAGACAGCCCUGACAGCUGCAGCCGGAAGGGGUAAACUGGAGGUGUGCCGUCUGCUCUUGGAGCAAGGUGCUGCAGUGGCCCAGCCAAACCGCCGAGGGGCAGUGCCCCUAUUUAGCACUGUUCGCCAGGGCCACUGGCAGAUUGUUGAUCUUCUGCUCACCCAUGGAGCUGAUGUCAAUAUGGCAGAUAAGCAAGGCCGCACUCCUCUGAUGAUGGCUGCUUCUGAAGGCCAUCUGGGAACUGUUGACUUUCUACUUGCACAAGGUGCCUCCAUUGCUCUAAUGGAUAAGGAAGGGUUGACAGCACUCAGCUGGGCUUGUCUGAAAGGCCAUCUCUCAGUAGUACGCUCGCUAGUGGAUAAUGGAGCUGCCACAGACCAUGCUGACAAGAAUGGUCGCACCCCACUGGACCUGGCAGCUUUUUAUGGUGAUGCUGAAGUGGUCCAGUUCCUGGUGGAUCAUGGGGCCAUGAUCGAGCACGUUGACUACAGUGGAAUGCGCCCUUUGGAUAGGGCAGUAGGGUGCCGGAACACUUCUGUUGUUGUCACUCUCCUGAAGAAAGGAGCCAAAAUAGGUUGUCAGACGUUACCGAGUCGCCCACGAGGUCCAGCCACAUGGGCGAUGGCCACCUCCAAACCAGACAUCAUGAUCAUCCUGUUGAGCAAGCUGAUGGAAGAGGGGGACAUGUUUUACAAGAAAGGUAAAGUAAAGGAAGCUGCCCAGCGCUACCAGUAUGCACUGAAGAAAUUCCCUAGAGAAGGGUUUGGUGAGGAUUUGAAAACCUUCCGAGAGCUAAAAGUGUCUCUCCUCCUCAACCUCUCUCGAUGUCGCCGGAAAAUGAAUGAUUUUGGAAUGGCGGAGGAAUUUGCUACUAAGGCCCUGGAGCUGAAACCGAAAUCUUAUGAAGCUUACUAUGCAAGAGCAAGGGCAAAACGCAGCAGCAGACAGUUUGCAGCAGCCUUAGAGGAUCUGAAUGAGGCCAUCAAGCUAUGUCCAAACAACCGUGAGAUCCAGAGACUCCUGAUGAGAGUGGAGGAAGAGUGCAGACAGAUGCAGCAGCAGCAGCAGCAGCCACCACCACCACAGCCGCAGCCUCAGCAGGAGUUACCAGAAGAGACAGAACCUGAACCACAGCAUGAAGAUAUAUACUCUGUACAAGAUAUAUUUGAGGAGGAAUACCUGGAACAGGAUGUUGAAAAUGUUUCCAUUGGCCUCCAGACAGAGGCUCGGCCCAGUCAGGGGCUCCCAAUAAUCCAGAGUCCCCCCUCCUCUCCAGCCCAUCGGGAUUCAGCCUACAUCUCUAGCUCACCUCUUGGCUCUCAUCAGGUUUUUGACUUCCGGUCCAGUAGUUCCAUAGGUUCUCCCACUAGACAGGGAUAUCAGUCCACCUCACCUGCUCUUUCUCCAACUCACCAGAACUCUCAUUACAGGCCUAGUCCACCACAUACUUCCCCAGCUCAUCAGGGUGGAUCUUACCGUUUUAGCCCCCCUCCUGUAGGAGGGCAGGGCAAAGAAUACCCAAGCCCGCCCCCUUCCCCUCUUCGCAGAGGUCCUCAGUAUCGGGCCAGCCCUCCAGCUGAAAGCAUGAGUGUCUAUAGAUCCCAGUCCGGUUCACCUGUGCGCUAUCAGCAAGAAACAAGUGUUAGCCAGCUUCCUGGCAGACCAAAAUCUCCAUUAUCUAAAAUGGCCCAGCGUCCCUACCAGAUGCCUCAGCUUCCUGUGGCAGUUCCCCACCAAGGUCUUAGGCUACAGCCUGCUAAGGCCCAGAUUGUGAGAAGCAACCAGCCCAGCUCAGCAGUUCACUCAAGCACUGUCAUCCCCACAGGAGCAUAUGGCCAAGUUGCCCAUUCAAUGGCCAGUAAAUACCAGUCUUCACAAGGAGACAUGGGAGUAAGUCAGAGUCGGUUGGUUUAUCAAGGAUCAAUUGGCGGAAUUGUAGGGGAUGGGAGGCCUGUGCAGCAUGUCCAAGCCAGCCUAAGUGCAGGUGCCAUCUGUCAGCAUGGAGGGUUGACCAAAGAAGAUCUUCCACAGCGACCUUCCUCAGCUUAUCGAGGUGGCAUGAGAUACAGCCAGACACCACAAAUUGGGCGUAGCCAGUCAGCAUCCUAUUACCCAGUAUGUCACUCAAAACUAGAUUUGGAGCGUUCCUCCAGCCAGCUAGGUUCCCCUGAUGUGUCACAUUUAAUCAGAAGACCUAUCAGUGUCAACCCUAGUGAAAUCAAGCCCCACCCACCAACCCCCAGGCCACUGCUACACUCUCAGAGUGUGGGCCUUCGCUUCUCCCCAUCUAGCAAUAGCAUCUCAUCCACUUCCAACCUAACUCCCACCUUCCGGCCUUCUUCCUCGAUUCAGCAAAUGGAGAUUCCGCUGAAACCGGCAUAUGAUAGGUCAUGUGAUGAGCUGUCACCAGUAUCUCCCACUCAGGGAGGUUACCCCAGUGAGCCUACCCGAUCCAGGACCACACCAUUCAUGGGGAUCAUAGAUAAAACAGCCCGGACUCAGCAGUACCCCCACCUUCACCAGCAGAAUCGGACCUGGGCCGUGUCAUCAGUGGAUACCGUACUCAGUCCCACAUCUCCAGGCAACCUGCCUCAGCCUGAGUCCUUCAGUCCACCAUCAUCCAUCAGCAACAUUGCCUUUUAUAACAAAACCAACAAUGCACAGAAUGGCCAUUUGCUGGAAGACGAUUAUUAUAGCCCCCAUGGGAUGCUGGCUAAUGGGUCCCGUGGAGACCUCUUAGAAAGAGUCAGCCAAGCCUCCUCCUAUCCCGAUGUGAAGGUGGCUCGGACCCUACCCGUGGCUCAGGCAUACCAGGACAACCUGUACAGGCAGUUGUCCCGGGACUCUCGACAAGGGCAGACAUCCCCUAUCAAACCAAAGAGACCGUUUGUGGAAUCUAAUGUUUAAAAGACAUUUGUUGGAGUGAGACCCAUAUGUUUUCACUGCACAUUUUCAGGCUUGGUUUCCACAUUGAGGUAGUUCUCUGGCUUAAUUUCUCAUGUAAUUUAUGUGUGGUGUUCAGAGGUGGCAGCCCACAUGCUGAAAUCCUUUGCAUGCAGCCAACUGGGAAGCUGGCCUCCAGAAAGCCCAGACUUCAGUUUCUCUGGUCUGUGCCCCAGCCACAUGUUCUCUCCCUCUUCAGAUGCCAACAAGGAGAUUUCUGUGCUGUGUGCUUUAACCCAGGGAGAUCAGACAACACUGGUCAGCUUUUUCCAGGAGACAAUCGCUUUCACUGAUGUUCUUGUUGUAUACAUGUCUUUUUUCCUUUUUUAAAAAGUAAGCUGUUCUUGUUCGUUUUCUUCUAGGAACUUUAGAAAAGAGCGUGAUCCCCCUUUGCCUUUGCAUUCUUUUCCAGUGUUAUCCAAAUAGCCAGCCCCAGUGCAUUCCUGUGCCAUGGUCUCCUCACCAGACUCCAGCUCCCUGCAGUCACCAGGUCUAGAAUGUUCAUUUGCAUUAUUGCUGGUCUUCCUAUGGGGUAGAAGGGUCAAGGAAACAGAAAAUAUAUGUCUUUUAAGUUAGAAGAAGAACCAUAUAAUUAUUUGAAGCAUCACUACAGUGAUUUUCCAAGAGGCAUUUUAGGAACAUUUAGAAAACAGCCAGCUCUUUAAAUGUGUCAGUCAGCCAAGGAAAUUCAAUGAGUACCAUGGGCAUUUUUGUGAAGAAUUCACUGAGAAUUGUUCUUAAUUUUUUAACCAGCAAUUAACCACUAAAAGCUGCUGAUUUUCCAAGAGUAGGGAAGGGAAUAAAUACAAAGAAAGAGAAAACAGAAAGAUUACUCUGGAUUCUCAGCAAAAUGCUAUAGAAUAUGUUCUACUUUUUAGAUACUGAAACAUCACUGAGCAUCAGAUUCCACAAAAACAAGCUAUUCCUGAGGGAUGUCUGGUGUAAUCAUCCCAUUUGUUGCAUUUUCACUGAGAGCCAUAUUCUGUUUUACUGACCUUCUGUUUUCCAAUCCAUAUGGUGUUGAGAAGAACUUGGUUCUUCAAAAAGCUGAUUGGAUCUUCUUGGGACUAUAAGAGUGAUUCCCAGGGCUUCCACUCAAGGCCAUUGCAUUCCAUGUCAGUUGUCUAAUUGCAUUUCAAGAUUUAUACUUUCAUCAUUCACUACUAGACAAAUUAUUUUCUUUUCCUAGGGGUGUUUAGAGAGGUGAUAUUGGAAUAUCAGACACAGCAAAGAGUGUUUUGGGGUGAAGACCCUUUCAGCCCUGUUUUCUAGCCCUUGAUGGGGGCAUGAGACAACAAGCUUCCUCUCCAGUCAUUCUCUACACAUCUUCUAGGUCUUGUGCUUGUUUGGUAACCUAACUUGUAAUUGAAUGAGGCCACUAUGACAUGGACAGUAAGAACAUUGAAACCAAAGCCUUAGCAUGGUCCUGUCACUAACUGCACAUCAGCCCUUGAAACUGAGUGGGUCAACCCAACAAACUAAACACCUGAAACUAAACAAAAGAGCAUUAGUUCUCUAUUGUUAGAAAUAAUUCUGCUCUUAUAAGUAAAGGGCUACAGGAAGAGCAGUUUCCUGAAUAAAAUCUUGUUGUGACCAGUCUGGUUUGUAGAAGUAUUCUCUGAAAGUAUCAUUAAGACAGGAAUAGAAAACAAUUCAAAAACAUUUCCUUACUGCCAAGUAAAUGGGCCUCCUCAGCCCCAAGCCUAAAACAGCCUAAUCCCCAUACUCAUCUCUGUGUGCUUGGAACAGACAACUGGCCCAACUGCAGACAUGUAAGGACUGCCUUUGCUCAACUCGACCAGGGUAGGCCUCUAUCUACCUACUUUGGUAUAUCUCACUCACAUCAGGAAGAAGUGUGGGCUGGAGGUGUAGCUCAAUAGUAGAGUGCUUGCCUAAUGUGUAAGGCUGCAGGGCUCCCAGCUACAGGCUGAUAAUACAGCUUCACACUUCAUUUUCUUUUUUUCUUUUUCUUUUUUUCUGAUGCUGGGGAUUGAACCUGCAGCUUCUCAGCUGUCUUUGUGGCCAGGUCUCAGACCUGUUUGUCUUCUUGCAAUUUUGUCCCAUUUAAAUCACCUCUCAGGGCCACGGAUUUAGCUCAGUGGUGCCGCCACCUGCCUCGCAAGCACAAGGUCCCAAGCUUGAUCCCUGGUACCAAUAAAUAAAUAAAUAAAUAGCCUCUCAGUGGGGAACUGCUACAUUUUGAAGAAUUUCUCAGUCUAUUAAAAAAAGUGUCCCUGACUAUUUGGAAUGCCACACAUACCAUCCACACUCACCUGUCAUGGUAGGUGGGCAGUUCAUGUGGUUUUACAAAUAUGCUACAUCUCGCCAAUGUUUUUCAGUUUUCCAGGACAAACGAGAUUUAGGGACUAUAUACCUUAUUAGGCAAAAUAUCAAGUCAAAAUGCAGUUCUUUUUUAGCCAUAAGAAGGAGUGACUAUCACUACUGGGGCCCAUUGUUUUACAGAGAUACAACGGGAAUUUUGGGGGAUAGGAGAUGAAGUUCUUCCUUGGAAGCUGACUGUGCCCUUUUUUGCUACUUCACUGCCAUGGAAUGAUCUUAGUACUGUAUUUUAGAGAUGCUCCUUCCUCAACAGGCAUUUGCUGAAUCAAUGUCUGGCUUCAGGUGGGAGGAAAUUUUUCAGAUGAAGCUGGUUAAGUUCCACUUACCCAAUUCACAUCACUCUGAAAUGGAGAUAGAGGUGACAAACUUCAGCUUAUAGGUUUCUUACCAAAUCAUAUGUUCCCUUUGCCCAGUAUUCUUGCACUAAUGGGUUUCCAUCACAUCAUGUCUAUAAAUGGGUGCACUUUACUGUUUGAAUUUGUAACUCUGAUAAAUACUGGAUAUUUAAGUGUGAGUAGUGUCUUCGUUAGGAAGUAGCAGAAUUGCUCGUGUCUUUUUGUGUAUUUUUCAAGAAAAAACAAGGAAAAGAAAGAAAUCAAGCAGUGAAUCACAACAUUUAUAGCACAAAAAUAGCUAUUGUAUAUAAGCCUCAAAAAGAUUUAGAAUUUUUAAACAAAAAACUUUGCAGUGAUUUUAAAGUGCUUUUCCAGCAAUUUUCUUAGGGACUCCUGAGACAUGGUUACUUUAUUUACUGGAUCAGUAAGGCACACAAUCAACAAUUAAAAAUAAAUGUUUAUUUACAAAGUAAAGGAAAAACCUGUGUAACAUGAGAAUUUGGCAAGGACAAAAUGGAGACCAUUUUGUAUCUGCUGUUGUAGUUGUCCGGGUUGCAGAUGUGCACUAUUAAAAGUCCCAAGAUAAUAGAGCACAAACCCUACUUGUUCCUCUCCCAUGUACCCUCUUUUUAGAUGUGUUUAAACGUGAUGGCUCAGGAAAAUUCCAAUAAUUAGAAUCAUGUACAGUACCCAGGUUGUUGUCCAGAUAUACAAGUUUGCUAAUUUUAGUUAAGCCUGGAUUAUUAAAUACUUUUCCUAAAUUAUUAUAAGCAGAACAACCUAGAGAAAGGUGUUCUUGGUCCUUAUAUUGUAUAGUAGUUUAUGAAUCCCUCUAAAUAUUGGUAUUUUUGUAUUCCAGAGAUGUUCCCAAUAGAAAAUUUAAACUUUAAUCAGUAUCUAAUUUAAUAUCCAUAAGUAUUUUUCCUUAGAUUUUAGUCAUAAACAGUGGGAUAUGUGGACGUCACUUGUGCUUCACCGUGCUUUACCACUAGGUGUCACUGUGGCUCUGCACCGCGCUUGUCUGGUAGCAAAGAAAGACAGCCUUCCCUCCAAGGAGCUGCUUCCAGGGCAGCAAAUAGGCCAUAGAGUGAGGUUCAGGACAAAGGGAAAAGCCUAGAAGGGUCGUAAUGCAUCUAUGCCAGUUAUAAUAAGACAGACUCUGAACACUACCUGCUUUGGAACUUCAGCCAGGUAUAGGCUGGGAGAAGGUUGAAUAGCACUCCCUUGCUCUGAUAGAUGGCUGGGUGUGGAGAGGACCCUUUUUUCCCCGUGAUCAUCCCUCCUUUCAGCCUCCAACUUUUAUAACUCCAGAAAUAUCACAGCUGGGUGGUUUGAAUCAAAGAAAGUUAUUUUUCUACUACAGAAAUGCCUUGGACAAAACCAGUUGCUCAUUGAAUCUUUGCCCCAAAAUGGAAAAGGCGCCCCCCACCCCACCCCAAGGAGGCAGGAUGUACCUGCCUGUGCCCGGUUUCUUGUCUCCCAGUGCUCAGCAGCCUCACUCACCCUGCCUGUCUGUCCUUGGGCUGCCCACUUCUCAAGAAGCCGACCUGCAAAGGCAGCCUGCUGCUGCCUCCACAGCAAGGGCCAUGCCUCACUGGGAGGUGUGGUUUCUCCACUUCCUCUAGGAAUUCCAGAUUGACCAUUUACCAUGACUAACAACAAUGAACAAAGGGCUUAGGGGUAAGAGCUACCUACAAAGACGUGUCAUGGAAACCUUCACCAUGCAAUGCCUUGAACUCAGCUCUGGCUGCUCCCAAGAAAAGGUGGCUGGCUGGGGGCCUGGACUUAAGCACAAUGGGGCUGGUGGAGCCACUGUGCAGAGCUACUUGAAUAAUCACUGGGUCUUCAUCAACUCCUUUUGUAAUACAGACCACUCAAGGGCUGAAGUGUUGGUAACCUUCAUUUCGGUGUCCAAUGCCUCACAGCAGCUGAGCCACCAUGAGAUGCUCAUGGCCACAUGAUGGCCACAGUCAGAGCUUUGAAAGUCAGUACCAAAUGAAUGCAUAAUUGGACACCAAAAAUCAAGUGUUACUUUCAUGUUUCCUCACCCUAUCAUCUCAUUUCUUCCUGCUGACUCUGUGAUAUCUACACUAAACUGACAGUCAGGUUGUAGCUGGAUGCGUACAGAUGCAGGCCAGCAUUGCUCUUAUUUUUUCAGAUAGACCUAUUCUGUGGAAAGGAAGUGGCUUAGCUGCUUUGAUUUUGUAACUCUUGGUGGCUGAAUUUUCUUUUGCUAAUCACUAACCAGAAAAUCUGGCUAAGAGGACUCAACUCACUCCCAUCAGUCCCCAGGACUAGACAGAGUUAUUCUGGAAAAUUCAGUACUUGAAUGUACCUGCCUUAUUGUGUAUCACUUUUCGGGGGAGUGGGGUAAGAGAUGCUGGCCCAGAUCUCCACUUCAUUUAUGGGUUGUUUUGGAAAUCCUGUAAGUUAACAGUUCCUGUUCUAUUUUGUUCUUGCUCUUGUUGUUGUUGUUGUUGUUGUUGUUGUUGUUGUUGUUUACCUUUGGCUGAUUCCUGCUGAGUGGGGCCAGUUCCUUGUCAGGCUCAGGGCAGGUACCAUUCUCAGGCAUGGCCUCCUUUCCAUCUAGCACAGCAUCUGUAUCUCUGUUCUGUCUCCUCCAAAUCCAAGAUGAUUUUAAUUAGUGCAGACAUGUACAGUCUACAAUUAAAGAGUGAUUUGUACUAAUAUAAUUUUGAUUCUUCCUCUUUGCUGUCCUUUCAAGACACUUGCUGGAAAAAGCUUUAAUGCACUUAGUUUUCCUUUAGGUUUUCUAUAACUCAGAUGUAAAGGACUUUCUCUGUACAGUAUAUUAUCCAAUGCAUGUUUGUUCUCUAUCCUGAUAUACUGAACACCACACAGUUGUGAACUCGUGCAGUGGGGAUACCCCACACUCAGCGGAGGCCUCUAGCCCCGUGUAUAAGGAAGACAUUUUCCUUUGCUGUACUUGCUUGAGCAGUUUUAUUGUCUGUACAUGUGAGCUGUGUGAGAUAGAUGUGAAAAGUUCAAAUGAAUGCAUUUUCCUGCCCCAUGUAUACAGAGCGUCAUCUGUACAACAAACUGUAUGUACGAAAGCAAAUGUACUUAUUUAUAAAUGGUUAACACUUGCAAAGA